GUAAUGCCACGUCGCGUGCCGAUGACGUCAUGCUAAAGUGCUGAGUGAAACCAAACGAAGGAGGAGGACGCCAUAUUGAUUGCUUGAUACUUAUUAAACGGUAUUUAAACGCUUAAAAACCGUAUCACCGCUGCUUUAUCGUAACUAAAACAUUUCUAGUGUAUUUAUAAUGUCAACAAUGAAUCCGGAAUAUGACUAUCUAUUUAAAUUGUUAUUGAUUGGUGAUUCAGGUGUUGGAAAGUCCUGUUUGCUGCUUCGUUUUGCUGAUGACACUUAUACAGAAAGUUACAUCAGCACAAUUGGAGUGGACUUUAAAAUCAGAACAAUCGAACUAGAUGGAAAAACCAUUAAACUUCAAAUUUGGGAUACUGCUGGACAAGAAAGAUUCAGAACUAUAACAUCAAGUUAUUAUAGAGGUGCUCAUGGAAUUAUUGUAGUAUAUGAUGUAACUGAUCAAGAGUCCUUUAAUAAUGUCAGACAGUGGCUUCAGGAAAUUGAUCGUUAUGCUUGCGAAAACGUAAAUAAGCUGCUGGUUGGUAAUAAGUGUGAUCUGUCUGCAAAGAAAGUUGUCGACUACACAACAGCCAAGGAAUUUGCAGAUCAGCUCGGCAUCCCUUUCUUGGAAACCAGUGCAAAAAAUGCAACAAAUGUGGAACAGGCUUUCAUGACAAUGGCAGCGGAGAUCAAGAAUCGGAUGGGACCACCGACGUCGGGAGGAGACGCAGUCCAGGGUAGCGGCAAGAUCAAUCCCGGCGUUCCAAUCAAUCCGCGGGGUUCGGGUUGCUGUUGAAAUGAAGCAAAUACUACUGUCACGCAACUCCAAAGAUCAUGGCAGUCUGUGGUUUGAAAAGAAUAGUCUCUCCCCCUCCUCAUGAACAGUUGUAUAAUUUUUGGGGGAUUUAAGGUAAUUAUUUCUGACCAACCGAAAAAACAUACCACAAAGUUUCUUUCAUUAACAUGUGAAUGCCACUUGUGUUGAAUUUCUGUAUUUGAUAUAUUGUACCAGAGUUAUUGUUAAAAAACAAAUCGAUAUUUAAAAAACCUUUUUUCCGAUUAUGUUCAUGUGAAUAGUAUAAUUUAUAAUGAAAAAAAAAAAUGUAAUGGAACAAAUAGGGGAUCAUUGUUUUUGCAUAUCCUUUUAAAAUAGACAACUGUCCAGAUUUUUGAAGAGAAAUUUCGGAAAUAUUCUUUCUAUAUUUUUUUCUAUAAAAUUCGAAAAAAAAAUUAAACAGGUUCAGGGGAAGAGAGGGAAACUGGAAUAAUUAUAUAUUUUGCGACUUUUAAUUAACUUCGAUUCUUAUUUGCGGGCCAUAUCCACAAUCGACGGUUCUCUUCAUCAUUCCAUCUGUCAUACUGUGUAAAUUUGUUUCUUCUGAUUAAUUUAUGUAUAAAAUUUGGGAGUAAUCAGUUUUUUGCCACGAUAUUUAGCGAACCGUAGGAUGACAGAUGGUGUCUCCACCGUUAUCGAUGCCGUUUAGCUUUAGUAAACCAUACUGUAAUUCUGCAAGGAACGUAACUUUUAUUCUCCACCCGAAUUUUAAUUUGCACGUUCUCGUUUCGUUUUUCCGCGAACACUUGGCUCUUUCCGAAGCGGAACGGUGGCAUACGGUUUAAUAAAACGAAACUGUUCUCUGUAAACUUAAGUCAAUACUCUUGCCGGAACCAUUUUGUGAUAGGGUGUAUCCUGUCCACUUUACCGAAGAAGCGAGGUCUGCGGAGAAAGAAUAUAUUCGAAGGCUUAUGAUUUGACAUUUUCCUAUAGUUGUAUAUGAAUUAUUUACUUUGGAUAGAUAUAUUAUUAAUAAAAGUUCUUAUUUCAGUUGUCUAUAAAA
This is a messenger RNA of Centruroides sculpturatus (bark scorpion), 1832 nucleotides long. Its product is annotated as ras-related protein Rab-1A. Gene Ontology annotation, molecular function: GTPase activity; GTP binding. NCBI's taxonomy places the organism in Eukaryota, Metazoa, Arthropoda, Arachnida, Scorpiones, Buthidae. The transcript has 7 exons. Bases 170 to 790 code for a protein of 206 amino acids. The record is from RefSeq and is a predicted model, not a curated record.